Impatiens glandulifera is the source of this 861-nucleotide messenger RNA. RefSeq names its product putative cytochrome c oxidase subunit 5b-like. Bases 138 to 644 code for a protein of 168 amino acids. The transcript is spliced from 6 exons. Gene Ontology annotation, cellular component: mitochondrial envelope. NCBI's taxonomy places the organism in Eukaryota, Viridiplantae, Streptophyta, Magnoliopsida, Ericales, Balsaminaceae. Gene Ontology annotation, biological process: mitochondrial electron transport, cytochrome c to oxygen. The record is from RefSeq and is a predicted model, not a curated record.
UUCACAAUAAUCAUUCUUCUUAAUUGAUUCAAUUAUAACCCUAACCUAACCUAACCUGAAGAACAUUACAAGGAGAUUCAAAAGUUUAGAUCUUCAAAACAAGAGGCGACCUGAGAUCAAUACACAAUCCUAACACCAUGUGGAGAAGAUUUCCUUCAAAGCUUCGAAUCCUAGCCUCGCCACGACAUACUUUCGGCCUCCGCCGAUUCACUGCUGUAGAAUCGGACGUCUCUUUUCAAUUGCCGUCUCGGUCAUCAAUCUCGCCACUUUCUCGCCUUUUCAGCACUGAUAGCGAGAAUGUUGUUUCGAAGAAGAAAGUUGAAGAUGUAAUGCCGAUUGCAACUGGACACGAGCGCGAAGAGCUUGAGGCUGAACUUCAAGGACGUAAAGUACUCGAUAUUGACUAUCCUGAUGGUCCUUUUGGUACAAAGGAAUCCCCUGCUAUCAUCAAAUCCUAUUACGACAAAAGGAUUGUUGGAUGCCCUGGUGGUGAAGAUGAAGACGAGCACGAUGUUGUUUGGUUUUGGCUAGAGAAAGGAAAGUCACACGAAUGCCCUGUCUGCUCACAGUACUUUGAGUUGGAAGUGGUUGGGCCGGGUGGACCUCCAGACGGCCACGGAGAUGAUGAUCAUCAUCAUCAUUGAUUGGUGGGCAUUAGUCAUUCACGUCCAGCUGAGAAGAAGACAGGAUCCUAAAGUCGUGUUUUGGUUUCUCUUGACGGAUUGACAUUUAAUGAAAAAUAAUACCCUCCUUUUCAUUUUGCAGAUUUUAUACAUAAUCUCACCUUAUAAAUCAUACAUUUGAAUUUAGACUACCAUUAUUUUGGUUGCUUUGAAUAUCUCUCAUUGUGAGUUAUGCUUA